Prorocentrum cordatum is the source of this 3624-nucleotide messenger RNA. The record is from the annotation of a GenBank genome assembly. NCBI's taxonomy places the organism in Eukaryota, Dinophyceae, Prorocentrales, Prorocentraceae.
AUGAAGUUCGUGGUGACGCUGGCGCUGCUCGCUGUGGAGCCUCUGCCCGCGCGGUGCUCCCGGAUGGCCGCGCGCGCGCGGGGGUCCGCGGGCGGGGCGCCGCCGGAGAGCUCGGAGGAGGCGGCUCUGCGCCCAGCGCAUGGCCACCACAGGCACCACCACCACCACCACCACCACGGCAGGCAGCACGACGAGGCGCCCCGCCCGCAGCCCGUCGGGCUGCGCGCGGAGGCCGCCGGCCCCGCGUCGACGCCUUUCGACUGCGAGGCGGGCAGGGCCCGGUGGAGGCUGGGCUGGUCGGAGGCGAAGAAGGGGUGGUGCUGUAAACACGAGUGGUGGCCCGAGUGCGAGGACGAAGGCUACGCCUCGUCCUCGCCAUUUGACUGCGAGGUGGGCGUCCAGCGCUGGGAGCUCGGCUGGUCCGACGCGAAGAAGGACUGGUGCUGUCAGAACGAGCCCCCGAGGGGAUGUACGCCCACCACCACGACCACGACGCCACUCUUCGACUGCAAAGCGGGCCUGGACAAGUGGGAGACCGGCUGGUCCAGCGAGAAGAAGGAGUGGUGCUGCGAACGCGAGCCGCCCAGGGGAUGCCUGCCCUUCGACUGCGACGCGGGCUUAGCCAAGUGGGAAACCGGCUGGUCCGGCGAGAAGAAGGAGUGGUGUUGCCACAACGAGCCUCCGAAGGGAUGUCAGACAUCCACCACGACCACGACGCCCCGCUUCGACUGCCAGGCUGGCCUGGCCAAGUGGGAGACCGGCUGGUCCGACGAGAAGAAGGAGUGGUGCUGCGAGCACGCGCCGCCCAGAGGCUGCUUGCCCUUCGACUGCGAGGCCGGCCUGGACCGGUGGGAGUCCGGGUGGUCUGCGCAGAAGCAGGAGUGGUGCUGUGAACACGGCGGCAGGGGCUGCCCGAGCAGGACAACCACAACGACCACGACGUCGUCGACCACCCCCUUCGACUGCGACGCGGGCCUGUCGCGGUGGAAAACCGGGUGGUCCGACGACAAGAAGCAGUGGUGUUGCGAGCAAGAGCCGCCGAAGGGAUGCGACGAGCCCGCGUUCGAUUGCGACGCCGGCCUGGCCAAGUGGGUGACAGGCUGGUCGGAAGACAAGAAGGAGUGGUGUUGCGAGCACGAGCCGCCGAAAGGUUGCACAGUCACAACGUCCACAACUACGACCACACCCUACGAUUGCGACGCUGGGCUGCCCAAGUGGGAAUCGGGGUGGUCCGAGGCCAAGAAGGAAUGGUGCUGUGCGAACGAGCCGCCCAAGGGAUGCGCAAACACGACGACUGAGACCACCACCACGCCGUUUGAUUGCGACGCGGGCUUGGCCAAGUGGGAGACGGGCUGGUCUGGAGCGAAGAAGAGGUGGUGCUGCAAGCACGAGUCGCCAAAAGGGUGUAGCCCAGGCGACCUCGAGGCGUUCGACUGCGACGCCGGCCUGUCCAAGUGGGAGACAGGAUGGUCCGACGACAAGAAGGAGUGGUGCUGCGAACACCAGCCUCCCAGCGGGUGCGCAACCACGACUACAACUACCACGACCACAACAGCCCGUUUCGAUUGCGAUGCUGGAUUGUCGCGCUGGGACACGGGCUGGUCCGACGACAAGAAGGACUGGUGCUGCAAGAACGAGUACCCGAAAGGCUGCUCCGUCGACGAGCUGCCCUUUGACUGCGGCGCGGGCGUGCCCAAGUGGGAGACGGGCUGGUCGGACGCCAAGAAGGACUGGUGCUGCGAGCACCAGCCUCACAAGGAGUGCCCCGGCCAGUUCAACUGCACGGUGGGGGAUGUGGACUGGAAGGCGGAGUGGACGUCGGAGAAGAAGAGGUGGUGCUGCAAGCACAGGCCGCCAGGCGGCUGCGAGGAGGAGGACGAGGAGGAGAAGGCGAAGGCGGAGCCCGAGGAGCCGCGGGAGCCGGGGCCGGCAGAGGCCGAGGAGGGGCCGGAGGGGCCGCCGCGGCGCGGGCGCCCGACGCUGGGCGGCGCGGGCGCGCCGCCUCUGGGGCCCUUCCCGUGGGUCUACGAGCACUCCGGCGCGGUCGCGAGGGACCUGGAGCUCCGGGCGGGGGCCAGGUUCUUCCCCGAGGGCGCGAGCGCCCAGAUCGACAUGACGGAGAACGACAGACACAGGUCCGACGCCGUGUUCAGCCGGGAGCCGAGCGUCUUCGACGGGUGCGUGCUGGUGCGCGAUUUCGCCGCGCCCCUGCGCGUGGGGGCCGCCGUGCGGCGGCAGCGCGGCGGACUCCGGAGGAACGACACCGAGGGGCGCACGGCCGGCAUCCCCACCGACCUGCCCGACGACAUGUACUCGGGCCCGGGGGAGGGCCGCAAGAGGCAGGCCCCGGACAGGCUGCCCGAGAGCGCGCUGCUGCUGCGGGGCGGGGCCUACGACUUGGACAGCGCGGACACGUUCGGCGAGGGCGGAGGCCGCGCGAACGCCGAGCUGCAGAUGAACAUGUUCGCUCAUCUCGGGAGCGUGGCUGGCGAGGUCCCCGUGGUGCCGCACGGGGCUGUGGCGAAUUGGAUGUCGAAGCGCAGGGCCCCCGGCUCCCCGGCCACAGAAAGCUCGGUCCCCACGCGGUGCCCCUCGGCGGAGCUGCUGACCUUCGACCCACUCGACGACGACCACGACGCCCCCGCGCCGCAGCAGGGCGGCGACGAGCCGGCGCUCCUCGGGCCGGCGCUCCCCGAACCAGCCGCGCAUUCGGGCAGGAGGUGGUCCGGGAUGGCAGCGGCGCAGAGAGAGGCCCCCCUCCAGCGCCUCCGGUCCGAGGCGUACUGGGAGCUGCAGACCGCAUCCCGCCAGCGGACGAGGCGCGCGCCCUGGGAGAUGGGCGUCAGGCGGCGCAGCGCGCUCUCCGAGGAGGGCCUCCGCGGGACGGCGGCGGCCGCGGCGCCCGCGCCGGAGGACGCCGAGGGCGGCGGCGAGGGCGCCGCCGAGGGCGCCAGGUGCUGGGCGGGUGCCAUCUCCCGGGAGCUGCGCCGCAGGGUGCGCGGGCCCGCGCCGAGGGCCGUUGACAUCACAGCGACGAACGAGGAGUUCGGAGAGUGGCUGCAGUACAGGGAUCACCUCGCGAAUGAGGGGUUGCAGGAUAUUGCCCUUCACUCGUAUCUGACGCUGACGAGACGCACGACCCGCGAGCAGUAUAAGAGCAUACGUGAUGAGUAUGCCAACUGGCGGGAGGAGCGUGGCGAUCACGUCCAGCACGUGUCGUACUUCCAGUACAUCGACCUGGUACGUAUGGCCGAAGGCAGGCCGUAUGCCAGCGUCAUGCGGGGCACAUUCAGCAUUGCCUGCGAGUACCAGGGGUCGACCCAGCUCGAUUCGUACAAAACGAACAUUGUGUCAGGCUGUGGCAAAGACCUGCCAGCCAUCCUAGGCCUCGACAGUAUGCAGGACAAACGCACGAUCAUUGUGCUUGAACGAGGCCAGGAGAAGCUGCUAUUCCUUGGGAAGGGGCAGGUCAAGAUGGAGCUCCCCGAGGGCUCCAAGAUCAUGCCGACGACGAAGUUGCCGUCAGGGCAUCUGUCGAUCAGGGCAGCGUUUCGUGGCAUAGGGAGCUCCACCGUUGGCGCAUCGCGCUUCCCCCACCCAGGGCAGCGCUUCGUGGCACCAUAG